Molecule: messenger RNA, 2468 nt
Organism: Labeo rohita (rohu)
Lineage: Eukaryota; Metazoa; Chordata; Actinopteri; Cypriniformes; Cyprinidae
Exons: 6
Coding region: 393-1775 (460 amino acids)
Source: RefSeq, a predicted model, not a curated record
UAAUUCCUCACCUCAUACUGGAUUGUACCACAGCACAAGACGUUAUCAGCAAACUCUCUGAGGUGUGUGAAGCAGCAGAAGAGCUUAUGAAUAAAGCAAAACUGGUCAGGAGUUUAUGAAAUGGCAAAGCUGGCUCUGAAAGUAGCUGAGUACUCAGCAUCUCUUGUUCAAAUACUGGGUGCCAUACCAACAAAGGAGAUAAUAGAUCAGAAAUUUGUUCCUGAAUUACUGGAGAGCAUCAGUGAGCUUCAGAAGGAAAUGACCAAGUAUGACCAAGAUGGACGACACCAUUUACACGAUGUACAGCGCCUUAAAAAGAAAUUCUACAGACUAUCGCCCAGAAUGUGUCUGAGCAAUUCAUCAGCUCCUGUUUAGAACAAAUCAAUUCUUCAAUGACAAGCAAAUUUAAGAGUCAAUUGAGCAGUGCUGCAGGAAAGGCGGUGGACAACAUCAUGCACAGACAUAAAACCCAGCGUUUCUUUGAUGACCAGAGGGGAAAACACAACAAGAGAUCUGCAAGCCACAAGGAAGUGGAACAGCUGUCAGAUGAAGACAAAUCAAAUCUGAUGCAGUAUACAGAAGAUAUGUGCAAAGACAAUCAGCCUACAACAGCCCUCGAUGUCUACGUGCUCACAAAGAGCAACCUGCUCAGUGGAAGAGGAAUUGAACUCAAUGUCAUUGAUGAAAAUGGAAAACAGCUCACUGUGGAACGUUACCCAGGAACCAACAAAUCAGCAGGAGAUAUAAAAUUGAGAUUAACCAAAGCUGCAAAAGCCACACAUCCAUCACAAGUUGAUACACAGCUGUACAGCGGCCGUUUUGACAUUGUACAGGAUGAUGGCAGAAUAGUCAGCGUUAACUCAAAUGAUCAGAACACUCUUUAUCAUGCUGUAGCACAGGCAACUGGCAGCGAGACAAAGGACCUAAAGAAGGAAGCUUUGAUGCUACAAAACAAAGUGAAAAAUGAGAUCCAGACAAACCUUGAAAUGUACACACCCCAGCUUAUUCUCCAGAGAGGAUACGACUUCUGUCACAAAAACCCUGGAAAAUACAGCAUCACUGGAGGAAGUCAAAAGAAGGCAGACGUUGCAAUGCAGAAAUACUUACAGAGUGUUAAAUUCAUCAGAAGUGGCGAACAAAUCCUCAUCAAAAUGUACCAUCUUGGUUUUGUUGGUGAAUAUAAAAGUGUUGUGAGUGUUCGGAGGUCCAGUAAGAACACCACACCACUUCACACGAGCCAUAUUCCACCAAAGGACUCCAUCAGACUAGCUCAGACGGUCAUAGAAAACCCAAACUCACUGAGCGAGUUUAAAAAUAAAAACCCGGCACUUUACGAACUAAUCAGCAGCAUAAAGACUGACGUUAGUGGAUGGAACCUGAUUGCCAUGGAGGUUCUGGGACAAGACCACAGACGAGCUUUAACUACGGGCCCAAGCAGCCACUCACAGAUGGCCAGGAAACUUCUAGCAGACACCAUAAUUAGUGGAGACGUGGAGCUUCUGCUGAAACGCUGCAUGAUUCUACAUCACCCGCUUACCUCACAAAAGCUGAGAGAGGCUCUAGGUGAAAGCAUUCCCUCUCAGUGCCACGUUUUGACGGAUGAAGGAAUCCGAGGCUACUACAAAGCGGGAUACCGAAACCUGGUGUCAGAGUACAGCCGCAUGGGAAUCCUGGAUCAGAAGCAGUGUGAGCGUCUGGACGAGUGGGUGACUCGUGACCAGCACGAGGACAUGAACACUGCAGAGUACCGCCAGGUUCUGAAGGGGUUACAGUGAAAAUGCCUAGUGUUAAUGAACACAAUGCUUCUUCAGCGCCUUAUUAUAAAUAUGAUGAUGCAGAUGAUGGCUAUAGAAAGUAGGAAAUUGCUCUCUGCCACUGAAAUUACAUUCACUCCAAUAAAUAAAUAAAAAUUGAUUUUAGCAAGUAAAGAUUUCUUGUAAUAUUGGUAAAUCAUUUUGGUAAUUUUAACCAUUUAUUUUUAGGAUGGAUGAUUUUAAAACUCAAAAUCAGUAAAAGUGUCUAGAAAUAUUGUGUUCUAUUAAAACAAAUCUAGUGUUUUUUGUAGUUACUCAAGUUUGGGUUUAGGCAUGUAGAAAAUCAGAAUAUUACAGGGUUAUUCCACAAAACAUGGAACAUAAGAAUGUGAUUAAAUUUCAAAAAUAUGUAACAGGAAUAAUAUUUUAAAAACUUUCAUGUUCUCUUCAGUAUGGCUCUAGUGUAGAACAGGAACAUGCUACACAGCUUUUGUGAUUAAAAGUUAUAAAAACACUGAAGUCAUUAUGCAUUAAACCAUGUACUGAUUUUAUAAUCACAUAACUCUUCAUAAUCAAUGAAAUGAAUCUCCAUUUUUCACACGUAUUAUUGUAAAAUGUUUUGUUAUUAAUCUGUAUGAUGCUGGUGAAUGGCGUUGUGCUUGUAACUGAUUUCAUUUUCUGAAUAUUUUGCCAAUAAAAUGUUAUUUUUGCUCC